Molecule: messenger RNA, 1477 nt
Organism: Periophthalmus magnuspinnatus
Lineage: Eukaryota; Metazoa; Chordata; Actinopteri; Gobiiformes; Gobiidae
Gene: orai1b
Product: ORAI calcium release-activated calcium modulator 1b
Exons: 2
Coding region: 274-945 (223 amino acids)
Biological process (GO): store-operated calcium entry
Cellular component (GO): membrane
Molecular function (GO): store-operated calcium channel activity
Source: RefSeq, a predicted model, not a curated record
GAGACGCGGCUUUGAGGGCAAGGUGAAAGGUCAAUGCAGCUGUUAGCACGCUGCUAGCAUACUGCUAUACUGUUAGCACGGUGCUAGCACGCUGUUAGCAUACUGCUAGCAUGCUCACAGUCUGCUGUAGUUGUGUUUUUGUUGCGUUUGGUGAAAGUUUCGAGGGAAAUCCGCCCGAUCCAUCAAUCUGUGAUUUAUGAGAGAUUUAAGAGACAUUUAUAAGAGGUUUAUGAGAGUUUUAAGAUAGAUUUAUAAGAGGUUUAUGAGCAGAUCAUGAGUCUGAACGAGCACUCGCUCCAGGCUCUGUCCUGGAGGAAACUCUACCUCAGCCGAGCCAAACUCAAGGCUUCAAGCCGAACCUCCGCGCUGCUGUCCGGGUUCGCCAUGGUGGCGAUGGUGGAGGUGCAGCUGGAUAACAGUUACCCGUACCCUCCUGCUCUGCUCAUCGCCUUCAGCGCCUGCACCACGGUGCUCGUGGCCGUUCACCUGUUCGCUCUUAUGGUCAGCACCUGUAUUCUGCCCAAUAUUGAAGCGGUCAGUAACGUCCACAACCUGAACUCGGUGAAAGAGUCUCCGCACGAGCGCAUGCACAGACACAUUGAACUGGCCUGGGCUUUUUCCACUGUGAUCGGCACGUUGCUGUUUCUGGCUGAAGUUGUGUUACUUUGUUGGGUAAAAUUUUUGCCAAUCAAACCCAACAAAUCCAACAACAACACGGUGUCGUCGGGCGUAGCCGCCGCCAUCACCUCCACCUCCAUCAUGGUCCCGUUUGGGUUGGUCUUCAUCGUGUUUGCGGUGCAUUUUUACCGCUCCUUAGUGAGUCACAAGACUGACAGACAGUUUCAGGAGCUGGAGGAGUUAUCAAACCUGACCAGAUUACAGAACGAGCUGGACAACAGAGGAGACUCGUCCAUUCUACAGUCUCCAUCUUCACAUUUCCCUUAAAGAAGAAACAAGAAACCUCUGAACCUACGAGCCACUGAGGGAUUUCUGGAACCUUGGAUUUCACUGCACUGCAAAUAAUGCAUGUAAAACAGUUUAUGUAAUACAGUUAAUAUAUGUAAUACAGUUUAUUUUAAACAGUUUUAAAUCAAAUAACACACCGAAUAAUAGAAGUGUAUCAAAAAAGUUGAUUUGUUUUUUAUAUGUAACUUGUGACAUCAUGUCUGCUGUAACAAAUCACGUCUGCUGCUGCUGCUGUUUUUUUCUUGUCUCUGUUGAUCAUUGCUGCUUUUUUAUUAUGUGUUUUAUGAACCAUUCAUUUAUUGUUUGUCGUAUGUGAUUCUAACAGUUUGUCAUAUAAGUGCAUGCUAUUUGAACAGAAUAAUGUGCUACAGAGCAGUAUUAUCAGCACAAUAAGGGGAUUUCUCAAGUAUUUAACUUUCAUUUCAAAUGUUUAUUUUUAUGACUUGAAGUACCUUGAACUCAAAACACAUUAACACAUUUUGCUGUAAAAUAAAAAUGUACAUACACUUUC